CCAAACCCUACCUGGAAUUUUCGUUGGCCGUUCCUUCCCAAGUUUUCGUCGCCUCCGCAAAUUAACAUCACCAUCCCGUCGUCGAUACACAGACAGAUCCGCAAAAAUGGCUGGAGGCAAACCCCGUGGUCUUAACGCCGCACGCAAGCUGCGAACGAACCGAAAGGACCAGAAAUGGGCCGAUCUCGCCUACAAGAAGCGUGCCCUCGGUACCGCCUAUAAGUCCUCUCCCUUCGGUGGUUCCUCACACGCCAAGGGCAUCGUCCUCGAGAAGGUCGGUGUCGAGGCCAAGCAGCCCAACUCCGCUAUCCGAAAGUGUGUCCGUGUUCAGCUCAUCAAGAACGGAAAGAAGGUCACUGCCUUCGUUCCCAAUGACGGUUGCUUGAACUUCGUGGACGAGAACGACGAGGUCCUCCUGGCUGGUUUCGGUCGCAAGGGCAAGGCCAAGGGUGAUAUUCCCGGUGUUCGAUUCAAGGUCGUCAAGGUCUCUGGUGUCGGUCUGCUCGCUCUGUGGAAGGAGAAGAAGGAGAAGCCCCGUUCUUAAGCGAAGGGCUCGCGGAUGGAAACAAAGUCAUAUUUCGACACGUGGAGUCUAUUCGGAUUGCUUGCAUCGGCAUUACUGGUUAGGGAUCUGAUCAUGGGAGACGAGGUCUGAAAAAAGGGAAAAUAGAUCACAAAGUCUUCGACGAACAAAACAACGAUGUGCACGCCGCGUGAGGUGGAUUCUUUGGGGUCUGAACCCAUAUCUCCAUAUAUGAUGACAUUAUUGUACAAUUGUUUUACAUGCUUCAUACCUUCCGGCAUUCAGUUCUCUAACUUGGUGUCGUCCUCAGGUCCCUGGACAUAUCUGAGAGUGUAGUCCGCAGCUAGGCCCAGGCUGAUCACGCCACCGGUGAUCCAGCACCCGUUGAUGAACCACCACCAACAAUCCUUGACAUCUUUGAGAUUGACUCGCUUGAUCAUAAUACCAAGCGUGGCCAUAGCUCCUCCACAGCUUCCAAUAAAGAACGCGGGACCAGCACCGGCUGCAAAUCCGGCCGCAGCCAAAAGAGAGAUUUGUACGGCAGCCAAGCCAGUCAACACUUGCUUAGUCUCAGCAUCAUGCUUCAGUGCAAUGCUCUUGAUUCCCGCCUUCACGUCGUCCUUAAUGUCCAUAUGAGCAUAUAUCAUGUCGUAUAAUAUUGUCCAUGCAAUAUUUGAAGCAUAUAGGCAGGCUGCAGCAGUCAAGGCUGGGGUAUGUGACAGCAGGUCGAUUCCAAGAGCCGGGAAACCCAUAAUAGCGCCCCACGAGAAGGUGAAGCCGAGAACUGCUUGAGGGUAAUAAGUAACUCUCUUGGCCAAAGGAUAGCUGGCUACCAGGAGCAAGCUGGGGACGCCGUAAAAGAGGCAAGGCAAGGGAAAUUGGAGCAAUAUCCCAAGCCCGG
Messenger RNA from Fusarium verticillioides 7600, 1424 nucleotides. RefSeq names its product 40S ribosomal protein S23. The record is from RefSeq and is a predicted model, not a curated record. Gene Ontology annotation, cellular component: cytosolic small ribosomal subunit; ribosome. Bases 107 to 544 code for a protein of 145 amino acids. The transcript has 3 exons. Gene Ontology annotation, biological process: translation. Gene Ontology annotation, molecular function: structural constituent of ribosome. NCBI's taxonomy places the organism in Eukaryota, Fungi, Ascomycota, Sordariomycetes, Hypocreales, Nectriaceae.